Messenger RNA from Poecilia latipinna (sailfin molly), 4178 nucleotides. RefSeq names its product zygotic DNA replication licensing factor mcm6-B-like. The transcript has 18 exons. Gene Ontology annotation, biological process: DNA replication initiation; mitotic DNA replication; double-strand break repair via break-induced replication. The record is from RefSeq and is a predicted model, not a curated record. Gene Ontology annotation, cellular component: nucleus; MCM complex. Bases 157 to 2634 code for a protein of 825 amino acids. Lineage: Eukaryota; Metazoa; Chordata; Actinopteri; Cyprinodontiformes; Poeciliidae. Gene Ontology annotation, molecular function: single-stranded DNA binding; single-stranded 3'-5' DNA helicase activity; ATP binding.
GGCGCGCCAAACGUCACGUGGCCUAACUUUUCGCGCGAAACAGUCCUCUGUUGUCAGCGGGGGAGCAAGCUGAAGAAACGGAAGAAGAGACGAACUGUCCGCUGCAGAAACCUUCUUCUUAAAGUAUUUUGCCUACAGUUUUGAAGGUGUUGCAUCAUGGACGUUGCCACAGCAACCGCGGAGAAUGCCGGGACGACCGUGAAGGACGAGCUGGCUGAAAAAUGCCAGAAGUUAUUCCAGGCCUUCUUAGAGGAGUUUCAGACCGGGGAUGGGGAGGUGAAGUAUGUGCGGGAGGCCGAGGAGCUGAUCAGGCCCGAGAGGAACACCCUGCUGGUGAGCUUCCUAGACCUGGAGGGCUUCAACCAGGAGCUGGCCACCACCAUCCAGGAGGAGUACUACAGGGUUUAUCCCUUCCUCUGCCGGGCUGUUCGCAACUUUGCCCGGGAUCAUGGGAAUGUUCCUCUCAACAAAGAGUUCUACGUCGCUAUUGAGGAUCUGCCCACCAGACACAAGAUCCGUGAGCUGUCCUCCAUGCGUAUUGGCACCCUGGUGAAGAUCAGCGGUCAGGUGGUGAGGACGCACCCGGUCCACCCUGAGCUGGUGAGCGGCACCUUCCUGUGCAUGGACUGCCAGGCGGUGAUCAAGGACGUCCCUCAGCAGUUCAAAUACUCCCCGCCGACCAUCUGCAGGAACCCCGUCUGCAACAACCGCUCCCGCUUCCACCUUGACACGCACAAAUCCAAGUUCAUCGACUUCCAGAAGGUGCGGAUCCAGGAGACGCAGGCGGAGCUGCCUCGAGGCUCCAUCCCGCGCUCGCUGGAGAUCAUCCUGAGGGCGGAGGCCGUGGAGACGGCUCAGGCCGGAGAUCGCUGCGACUUCACGGGGACCCUCAUCGUCGUGCCGGACGUCUCCCAGCUCAGCACUCCUGGCCUGCGAGCGGAGACCAGCACUCGUGUUCCUGGACGCCCUCAGGGGUUGGAGUCGGAGGGGCUGAGAGGACUGAAGGCCCUGGGAGUGAGAGAGUUGUCAUACAGACUGGCCUUCCUGGCCUGUAACGUGGCCCCGACUAACCCACGAUUUGGAGGGAAGGAGCUGCGUGACGAGGAGCAAACGGCCGAAAGCAUCAAGAGUCAGAUGACGGAGAAGGAGUGGGAGAAAGUGUUUGAGAUGAGCCAGGACAAGAACCUGUACCACAACCUGUGCACCAGCCUCUUCCCCACCAUCCACGGGAACGACGAGGUGAAGCGCGGCAUCCUGCUCAUGCUGUUCGGAGGCGUUCCCAAGACGACCAUGGAGGGAACCUCGCUCAGGGGAGACGUCAACGUCUGCAUCGUCGGAGACCCGAGUACCGCCAAGAGCCAGUUCCUCAAGCACGUGGAGGAGUUCAGUCCCAGAGCCGUGUACACCAGCGGCAAGGCCAGCAGCGCCGCGGGUCUGACUGCCGCGGUGGUCCGCGACGAGGAGUCCCACGAGUUUGUGAUCGAGGCCGGAGCUCUGAUGCUGGCCGACAACGGCGUGUGCUGCAUCGACGAGUUCGACAAGAUGGACCUGAAGGACCAGGUGGCCAUCCACGAAGCCAUGGAGCAGCAGACCAUCAGCAUCACCAAGGCUGGAGUCAAGGCCACCCUGAACGCCCGCACCUCCAUCCUGGCCGCCGCCAACCCGGUCAGCGGGCGCUACGACCGCAGCAAGAGCCUGAAGCAGAACAUCAACCUGACGGCCCCCAUCAUGAGCCGCUUCGACCUCUUCUUCAUCCUGGUGGACGAAUGCAACGAGGUCACGGAUUAUGCCAUCGCCAGACGCAUAGUGGACCUGCACUCCCGCGUGGAGGAGUCUGUGGACAGGCUCUACUCUCUGGACGAGAUCCGCAGAUACCUGCUGUUCGCCCGGCAGUUCAAGCCCAAGAUCUCCAGCGAAUCGGAGGAGUUCAUCGUGGAGCAGUACAAGCGUCUCCGUCAGCGCGACGGCUCCGGCAGCGUCUCCAAGUCCGCCUGGAGGAUAACGGUGCGGCAGCUGGAGAGCAUGAUCCGCCUCUCGGAGGCCAUGGCGCGCAUGCACUGCUGCGACGAGGUGCAGCCUAAACACGUGAAGGAAGCUUUCCGUCUUCUGAACAAGUCCAUCAUCAGGGUGGAGACGCCCGACAUCAACCUGGAGCAGGAGGAAGAAACGGAGGAAGAGUCCCAGCAGGAGGACGGCAACAACAUCCCAAACGGAGUGAAUGGAGUGAACGGCCACGUGGACGGCGUCAACGGCCACGUGAACGGAGACGUCAACGGACACGCGGACCUCGGCGCUCAGCCCAAGCCGUCUCUCCGUCUGUCUUUCGCCGAGUACAAGCGCAUCUCCAACCUGCUGGUGCUGCAUCUGCGCAGAGCAGAGGACGCUGAAGAAGAGGAGGAGCUGAAGAAGACUGCGGUGGUUAACUGGUAUCUGAAGGAGAUCGAGUCGGAGAUCGACUCCGAGGAAGAACUCAUCAACAGGAAGGGGCUGAUAGAGAAGGUCAUUCACCGGCUGGUCCACUACGACCACAUCCUGAUUGAGUUGUCUCAGGUGGGGUUGAAGGGUUCAGAGUCCGAGAGCUCAGAAGGAGACGGCGUCCUGGUCGUCAACCCCAACUACAUCCUGGAGGAUUGAACGACGUCAGACGUGUUUUGCUGACGUUGGUCGGAGGGUUCCAGAUGUUUGAGUUUAUCUCUGCUGUACAAAGAUUGCUUUUUGACUCGUAACAAAGUGAGGUGUUGUAAAUAAACGCUGCCCGUUGAGCUUUUCUGAACUUUGUAUGAACUGUAUGAUAUACAAAUACCAACACUUAAAACUUGUUUUCAAGCUGUAUUAUUAUGACAUGAAGAGUGAGGAAUGUUGGUUUAAUUGAUAAAAUUUUCUUAAACUGAUCCGUGUUGGUGAAGAUGCAUUUCAAUUAUCACUUGAGAGCUUAUUUGUAAUCGUUUUGUGUUACUGCGUCAGUGCAGCGUAGCUUGGAUUCUCCAGACUCUGUUGUGGGUUUAGGUGAGAUCAGUUCACUGGCAACAGGAAACACUAGUUUCAUUAUGUUCUGGUUGAACUCAUUACUGUCACAACAUGACAAGGCCUGACAUUGCAAUCUAGUUGUGCUGUCUUUAAUUUAUUGUUUUAUCCGUAUGUGCACUUUGGUGUAGUUGAUAGCUGUUUAUAAAGUGCUUUAUAAAUACAUCGACUUCACGAUAUCCACUGAAAAUUUAAUUAUUUACAAAAAGAACAUACAAACAAGCCAUAUUCUAACAAAAGUUUUUUUUAUUAAAUGGAUAUGUACAGCACAUCUUAAUCAUGAGAAUUCUCUACUUUGUUCCAAAUCUGAAAAAAACCACAAACACAUAAACACAGGGUGUGCUUUCAGUUCCCGAAAAGUUUCAAAUGUCCGCUUAUUGCACCAGAGUCUAAAGACUUCAGUCCCACGUUUGACGUUCAAACAUUAUGAGAAAAAACAGGCGAAGAAACACAAAGGGAAAAGGCCAAUAAAAUAAAAUAAAAUACAAACCUGGACCAACAUCUUGGAACAAAGACAGGCCAAAAAAAGGAGUUGCUCCUCAAACGCUUUCAUCACAAAAAACCCAAAGGCGGCCUCUAAAAAGCCUGAUAAAAUCCAUGAUUUAGAAAGGAAAAAUCUUUAAAACAGACUAAAGAUUUUAUUAUGACUGCGUGACGUUUGAUGUGCACCAGAGGGACAAAGCAGGAACUAACACGGCGUUACAGAAAAAUCCCUUGGGGGAACGUUCACGCCUCGCACACUCGGUUACUGACGCGGUAAUUGAUGCGGCUCCACUGAACCCAUACUUCCGAGACAUUGUCCGGGUCAAUUCCAAAACCUGAUCAGCAGAGUGGGUUCUUCUCUCCUGAUCCACUCAAAUGUCAAAAAAACAAAAACAGCAAUAAAAGUGAAAUUAAAACCUCUAGGGAAACGGAUACUGUGUUCAGAAAUGCUUCCCGUAAGAAGAAUAAAAUCCUUAUGGAGCAUUUCCACAAGAAAUGUUAAAAUGUAAAGGAAAAAAAUAUCUAAAAGUCAACAAUGCAUGAACUGAUCCAUUUCAACAGGUUUUUGUUUGCAGCUGAGUAAAGCCAGAUUAAUAGUGAAACAAUAUUUUUGGUUUUGUAGUAAACAAUUCCAACAGAGGCAAAAAUGAAAUGCAAAAAAAAAAAAAAAA